CCAGUCGACGUCGGUUAUCCAUGAUGCACACACCCCGCCUGUCGAAUAUUAAGCGGGCAUCGGUGCUCCUCGUCACCGCCCUGCUCCUCUAUGUCUUCGUUUUCUCCAGUGGCUAUCAGAAGUACCAGAUCGAGGGCAUUAUCAAGCAGAGUCAACCGGAAAAGGUCUGGGAGUAUGUGGCGGAUUUUAAUAAGAUGCGUCUGCUCAAUCCCACCAUUUUAAACUUCAAGAUCCUAGCUGAUCAUGGCCACGCCCACGACUGGCGUUACACGGUGCAGUACACAGAGCGACUAUCCCAUUGGCCAUACUGGCUGAAUACGGCUACGGCCAAGUACGUGGUCACCAAGUCAUUACCCGGAGUAUCGCCCGUGGCCUAUGCCAUUAAGUCCACGCAUCAGACUUGCUUCUUUGCCGGAUUCUAUUGCCUACAAUCACUGAGUGAAUUCACGUUCAGAAACUCCAAUGGUGAUACCUUUGCCCAGGAGAACAUCCAGUAUCAGUGUCCACCACUCUUGGGCGGCAUGUGUAGGCGGGAACUGGAGUUCCAGCGCCAGGCGGUGAUGCACAACUUAACGAUAAUAUUCGGAAAACAGAGAGGAUAGCAUACCAGGAUCUAGUUCAAAUUUAAAUCAUAUGUGCAAACAACUAAUUGACUUACCUACCAAUAAUCUUAAUUCCUAAUAAAAAAAA
Molecule: messenger RNA, 690 nt
Organism: Drosophila melanogaster (fruit fly)
Lineage: Eukaryota; Metazoa; Arthropoda; Insecta; Diptera; Drosophilidae
Exons: 3
Coding region: 21-602 (193 amino acids)
Source: RefSeq, marked reviewed